Effrenium voratum is the source of this 1950-nucleotide messenger RNA. The record is from the annotation of a GenBank genome assembly. Lineage: Eukaryota; Dinophyceae; Suessiales; Symbiodiniaceae.
ACGGUUUGGUUUUGGGUACCUAUUCUUGACCCACGGCCAUUUUGCCAUUGCCAUGAUCGCGCGAUCGCGCCUGGCGCCGGCAUCAGCCUUUUCUCGCUGCUUCUCUGCGGGAGGAAGCUACGACUACAUCAUCGUGGGCGCUGGCUCUGCUGGCGCCACCAUCGCUCAUCGCCUGGUGAAAGAUGCCGGCGCAAACGUUCUGCUCAUUGAGAACGGCAGAAGCCACGUGGGCAGCUGGGACUGGUGGAAGAUCAACAUGCCGGCAGCGCUGACCUACAACCUGGCCGAUGCCAAGUACAACUGGGACUUCUACACGGUGCCCCAGAAGCACAUGGACGGCCGGCGGCUGCACCAGCCGCGGGGCCGCGCGCUGGGCGGGUCCUCUAGCCUGAAUGCCAUGGCCUACGUGCGAGGCCACGCCUUGGACUACGAGCGCUGGGCGCAGGAGAUCGGCCCCGGCGGGGAGGCGUGGUCCUACAGGCACGUGCUGCCCUACUACAAGAAGGCCCAGCGCCACUCUGAGGGAGAGUCUACCUACCGAGGAGGCUCCGGCCCCUUGGCGGUGACGCGGCAGCGGUCUCCGGCCGUGCGCGCCAUCAACGACGCCUUCGUGGCCGCCGGAGAGGAGGCUGGCUAUCCUAGGACGGAGGACAUGAACGGCUUCCAGCAGGAGGGCUUUGGAGCGAUGGACAUGACCGUAACGCCGGAGGGCGUGCGCGCGAGUACCUGGGAGUGCUACUUGAAGCCUUUGCUGCACCCAAAGACCCCAGAGGACGAGGAGGCCAGCAAGCGGUUCCAGGUGCUGACGGGCCAGAUGGCCGUGCGCCUGCUCUUUGAAAACGACAAGGCGGUCGGCGUGGAGACCAUCCCGUCCCCCAAGCCGAAGAAAGGCGGGGGCUUCCAUCGUGAGAGCUCCGGCACCACGGAGAAGCACUUCGCCAAAGCGGAGGUCAUCCUUUGCGCAGGCGCCGUGGGGUCCCCUCAGUUGCUCAUGCUGAGCGGCAUCGGCCCUGCCAAGGAGUUGGAGCGCCUGGGCGUGCCGGUGCGCCUGGACCAGACGCUGGUGGGGGAAAAUCUCCAGGACCACUUGGAGUUCUACGUGCAGUACUUGAGCGACAAGAACUGCUCGCUGUACCCCUACGCCGCCACGUUUCCGGGACUCGGCCUGCUGUCCCGCUACGCCUACCGCCAGCCCUGGAAAGCCAUCCACGCUGGGGUCCUGUGGAUGCUGCAAGGUGCCGGCGUCGGUGCCUCCAACCACUUCGAGGUGGGCGGCUUCAUACGCUCCAAGGCCAACUUGGCGCACCCAGACCUGCAGUACCACUUCAUCCCUGGCAUCGUAGUGGGGCAGCUCGACUUCCUGGCUGCGCACGGGUACCAGGCCCACUGCGGCACCAUGCGCCCCACGAGCAGGGGCUCAGUAAAGCUGGCCUCGGGGGAUAUCCUCGAGGCCCCGUUGAUCGAUCCAAACUUCCUGGCCACCGAGGAGGAUCGGGUGGACCUGCGUGAGGGCCUACGGCUGACGGUGGAAAUCAUGGAGCAGCAGGCCCUCAAGGCCUUUACCCAGGCGAGAUACGCCCCGACAGACGUGAACCUGGAGAGCGACGAGGAGGUGGAUAUCACCUCUCCUGCACGUGCCCCAUGGGCAAAGUGGUGGACGCAGAGGGCAGAGUGAAGGGCGUUGACAGCCUGCGGAUCGUGGACGCCUCCAUCAUGCCCUCCAUGACGAGCGGCAAUCUUAACGCGCCCACCAUCAUGUUGGCCGAGCUCAUCGCCGACCGCAUCCGCGGGAACACCCCAUUGGCGCCGGAGGAGAGCGCCGGCUGGUACGAGCCGCCGAAGUGGCAGACCUCGCAGCGCUGAUGGCGCCGCUUCGGUCAAAGUGACUGGCUGGGUCGUUCAGCGGCACAAUGUCCCUAUGGGUCCUGAUGGACAUUGGGCACAUGGAAC